AACAGGAGGGACAAGCAGGGAGAGGAGUCAGCUUCAUCGGGGCUCUGCUGUAGAGGAACGAGAGCAGCAGCUUUUCCUCCUGUCUGUCUGUCUUUUUACAUUUCUGUCAGUCUCUCCCCUCCUCUCUAAUUGUCUCUCAUCCCGGCUGGCGCUGCAAUGUGGCUGUCUCUGCAGUGAAAGUGCUGGCUAGCGGAUUCUCCUUGAGUGAACCCUGACUGUGCGCAGUGAGUGCUUGCCGCUGUCCUGUCCACACUGACUCAGCUGUGCAGGCAGCCCGCCGGCCUCUGAGUGAACACCGGCUGCAGAAGCAGUCUCCUCCAAAGGACUGCUGUGGGGGCUGGCAGGCAGGCUCACAACCUCCAGGACUGCUGUAGGUGCAAGAUUGGGACGUGUCUCAUUUGGGGACCAGACACCCAGGCAGCAGCAUCCACAUUGAGUCCUGGAGACCAAAGACUCUGAGCUGUGCUGAAGGAUAUUCUACUAGCUAUCCCGAGCCUGGGCUGGAUUCUGCAGCAGUAACUGUUUUGGCGUAGAUAUGGCUGCCAUGGAGGUCCAGUGGGUUGGGGUCGAAGCCCCAAGGCCAGGCCCUCCGCACGUCGCUGUGGGCCUGAUCUUCUCAAUGCUGCUUGGUUUGUGGUCUACUCAGGCCCUAGAGAUGUCUGUCGGGAAGAUUCCUUUCCUGGAGGCAGUGAAUGGCAGCACAGUCAUGUUGCCUUGCACGUACCUCAGCUGUAUCGGCAUCGAUAACCUCUACUUCAACUGGCAGUUCAAUGACAACGGCACCAUGCAAAAAGUGUGUGAUUCAGUGAUCGUAUCGGAGGACUCGGUGCCAGAUGUGAAAAUAUAUCGAGAGCGGGUGGAGUUUGUGGGGAAGAACAUUCAACACAAUGUUUCCAUCUUGCUGUGGAACAUCACCUUUGAGGACGGAGGCCAGUACACGUGUUUUGGACGCAACCCCAAAGAAAAGGACAAGAACCACAGUGCUAUCUUUGAACUCAUUGUGGUGGACGAGUUGCGGGUGGUGGACAACACACUGACCAUCAUCAUAGCCUCAGCUGUAGGUGGAGGCAUCGCGUUGUUGAUGGGCUUCAUGUUGCUCAAGAACUUCACUCUCUUUGUUCUUUCCAAGAUUGAGGAGAAAAAUAAGGAGUGCCUUGUAACUUCAUCAGGGAUCGACAACACAGAAAAUGGCCUCUCAGGAUCCAAAGCUGAUUCAAAACCAACACCAAAAAAGAAAUGAGAAAGUGCAUGUAUAUGAGUACUCAUAUUUAUAUACCUUCUUUGCAUAUAUUUGUAUAUGCGCAUAUGUUUGCACACACGCAACUUCAUUAUGUUCAAGUUGGGAUUUUAAACAUUAUGCCUGGCUGUGGCCAUCAAAGCGGAAUAUACAGUAUAUGCUCAUGUGCACACAAUGCUACCACACAUGCACAGGAGAGUAAUAGUGCAGGUGAUAUACAACUAAAGAAUGUGCAAACCACAAGUGCACAUAAUUUAGUAAAAUACAUUGAAAAAAUGGUGGCACCUACCAGAGACACUUCAGCUUUAUUUUUCCCCCCUCUUUUUACAUAUCUACCUCCUCUGCCCACAUUGCUCAGUACAUUACCUGAAAGGACACAUUGAAGGUGUUAUCUUUGAUUUGUUUGUGUCAGUGUUUUGAGGAGAAUGCAGAAUAGGCCCUGAUAACAGUUUAACAUUUAGACAAGUUAAACCAGCGUGAAGUUCGGACUUUUAGUUGCCAAAUGAAUUUUAAUGAAAUGUGGUCUGAUUGCACACAGAGCAUGAUUAUCAAAUCCAAUAAGUCCUAUACCUCUGUGGAAAAAACCUUUGUUGUAGCAAUGCAAAAGGAAGAGAGAGGACACAACACAACAACAAAAAGUCUUUACUUAUUGUUAGAGGUUUCAUUCAUGAUAGAUUCUGUUUCUAAAGGCUCUGAACACUACAAACAUAAUGAGUAUGGAUCUAUUGAUGGAUGAACUUUACCAAGCAAGUUAACCAAUUUUUGAAUGCUCAACUGUCCUUUUCUUUGGUUUUCUUUGGUUUUAUGUUUGUAAUUUGACUAUUUGUUAUUACUCUAAAUGCCUCACAGAGCACCCAAGAAGGAACAGUAAUGCAUUUCAGGACAGAAACGUUGUGUCGACACAAUGGUCUCGUGUGUUUACAGUGAUUAUGCAGUGAGUAUAAGCUCAGUGAAAGCAUACUUCUUAUGAUCUGUAAGCAGUGUCUCUGGUAGAUUGCUUCUUUUUGAACUCUUAAGAUUAAAACGAAAUUAUGUGCACAUUGCAUGUUUUAAUUUGUGUGUACAAGUUGUUCGAGUGUGUGGGUUAAUCACCAAAAUGUGUUAAACAGUUGUAUGUCAUUUUGCACAGUGAUGCACUACUUUGAGUACUAUAUUGUGGCUUCAAAGUGCUUUGAACAGUUGUGCACUGUUUAAAGUACUUUGUAGCCAUGGUAUAUACAUAAUUGUCUGUGGCUACAGCCAGACUACAUAUAAAAAAUGAAUAUUUGACUGUUUUUCAUUUGGAGUCAAAACAAAAUAAAUAUGCUUGAGACAGGAAAUAAUGUAAUGUAGUUACAGCUGGGUUGAAUCCUUCUUUAACUAACACCAAAUGCACAGUAGCCCUUCUUUAUAAUAGCCCACUAAAUCAAAAUCAAAAUUUGGUUUUGAUUUUACAGUGUUCAACUUGGGGCUACCUUCCACAAAACACCUGAAGCAUGUUGUCUGAUUUAUUCAGACAAGUGUAAUAAAACAAGGGAUGAUUUAAGUAGUACUAACACAAACAGUAUUGACAGAAUAUUAUAGGAUUCAGCCCAGCUCUUCAUCCUGUACCUUCUCUUUGCUUGAUAUGAAACACAGGUGCCUGUUAGUGCUUCUAUGCUCCUCCGUCAGCGAGGACAACUACAUAUUGCAAAACAGUUUAUAAGACUCAGCAAACAGUAAUAAUACAACACGCUUCUGAACUGAAAUGAUAGACAAUCCCCAAACAAACCCCCCACCCCCUAGAAAAAUGAAUGACCCUCCGAUGAUGCUGCUUUUAAGACAAAUAACCAAUGCAUUUUAAGCAUGUGCAACGUGGACCAGAUUUUAGACACAAUGCUUGAAAACAGUAAACUUUUUGGUAAAAAAACACACACACACUUAAAAAAACAUGUUCUAAUAUACUAACAUUGGUAGCAUCAGCUCUGAGGUUAAAUGUAAAUCCCAUUUUAUGCCAUGCUCUUCAUUGUGCUAACCCAGGCUAAGGCUAAGCACUGUUUGGUGAUGUGACCCUGGAUACUAUUUGCCUGGAUUAGACACAACAUAUUCCCUUUGCUUAGUAUGUGCCCCCUCAUGGAAAUGGUUCAUUUCUUCUGGAUACUGAUAAACAUUCAUUCAGUCAGUGUUUUACUCUUUGCAAUAAAUAAUUUUUACCAGAUGCACUGCUGUGAUAAAGCCCUGCCCAUGGGUACAGUAAAUGCCCCAUAAAUUCAUAGUUGAAAUGAUCAUGGGAUCAGGUCUCAGAUAGCAGGCUGAGUAGGGGGGCUGUAGUUCAAGUAAAUACCCUGCUCAAGCUGGAAAUAAGACUAGUGAUGCUCUUUGUGUCACCCACUGACUGUACCAAACAGGGAUGAUUCCUAAAAGUCCUCUGAGCAUCACAUCAGGAGGUGAUUGUAUCUGCAUCAAACUCAAACAGCAAAAUACAAUUUCAGCUGCUGUUGCACAUUCAAGACACUGAAUGUCAGGUUUUUUAAAAAAUACCUCUGGAGCGUGGGACAAACGUGUGCUUAAACACUGUGUCAGGUCAGAUAUAAGCGUGCCUCCCCAGUCGCAACAUGUGUUAAAUGAACGUACUGUAUAGUGAGGUGUGUUUUCUGGUGGUUUCCUGAAACUCACUGUUAUGUUAAUAAUAAUGUGCCUCCAGUCUUUAAUCACUGGCUCGAAGCAAUAUUAUAAAGGGUGUGUGUUGGGCACUUUAAAAAGAUGUAUAUUUUUGUGUAUGUAAUAGUCCAAAUCAGUGUUGGUUUGUCACAUUGUUCACCCAAGUGAGACGAGAAGAAACCAAACAGCAUAUGUGAGGAAAUAGUCAGGUGCUAACACUGUUUAAGGUCUUGUGACAUGACAUCAUUAGUUACUCAAUGUGAUGUAUUUCUUGAUGAUUUGAUGGGACUGGCAGAAAGGAAGAAUUGCUGAAAAAUUUGUGACGACUGUCCCAUUUCAUGGGAUCUUUGAGAAAGAUAUUGCAGGUACACCAGUGGUGGAAGAAUAUUCAGUAUUCAGAUCAUUUAUUUAAGUACAACUACUAAAAAUACUAAAAAUCCUUCAUUCAAAAUCCUACUAAAGUAAAAAUACAAAAUGUACUUUAAAGUUUAGAGGUAAAAGUAGUAGUUUUGCCCCCUGUUUAGUAGUGUGCCCCCUGUGACUGAUAUAUUGUAGAGCUAGUUUUAACCACUUAAUAUACAGUUAGUUUAAUCCAGUGGUUCCCAACCUAUGGGUUGGGUCCCCUCCAAAGGGUCACAAGAUAAAUCUGGGCUAUCGUGCAAUGAUUGUGAAAAUGUUGUCUUACUUUUUUGGACUUUUCUCUCAUCUUUGCUGUUUUUUUAAAUGAAAUAUUGGAUAAUUUGACUUCUUUGGGCCUCUCAAAAUAAAUGAAACUAUGUGUGAAGUUAAAAAACAUGAGAUCCCAACUAGACACUGCUUUUUCAUAAGGGGUCAUAAACCCAAAAGGUUGGGAUCCACUGUCAUCUUUAAAAAUGCAACUCUGGCUGUAUACAAUAUAUGAAAUGUAGUGGAGUAAAAGAAUAGUAGUAUAAGUAAUAGAAACACUAAAUUAAAGUACAAGUAUGUCUAAACUGUAUUUAAGCACUUGAGUAAAUCCACUUAAGUUCCACCACUGAGGUACAUGAGGUGCAAGAAAUAUUAUGGACGACAUACUGUACAUUUGUCAUAUGUGUGGUUACCAUGUUCUUGUUUGCCUUAAAAGCGGGAACUCCACCUUCAAGCAGGUUUAUGAAUACAGUUGUCAAGAAAUAAGAUCUUUAACUUUUGGCCUGUUGCUGUUACUUGGAAACAUGAAGACAAACUUUUGCAGGGAUCAUGAAAUCAAAUAAUUAAAUUCUGUCGAAGAGUGUGUUUUCAAUCAGUUGUUGUAUAUUUAGACUCGAGGAGUGUGAUUUGUUUGAAUACAGUCUCACUGAAUCAAUGAAUUGAGGAAACAAAACUUCUGAUUCAAUGUUGAGAUUGUGUCGGUGAGGGCCUUAUGAUGACGACCGACUCUAUGCAAAUCACAGCAGAAGUUGAUACUCUGACAGUGACAGUUUGUCACACUGCACCACUAAGUUACUGUGACAAAUACUGCAAGCAAUACAACUGCGGGAGAUGUCCUGGAUCAGGGAAGUCAGGAUGAUGGGAUGCAGGGUGAAUGGGGAACAUCCAGAGAGGAGCAUCAAGUGGACUGGAGCCCCUGUACUCGAUCAGACCCUGAAGAGCAAAUAGACUCACCAAGUCAUACUCCACCGCUGCUCUCUGCACAUAAAUAUACAGCUACAACGCUCUGGCUCGCCCUCAAAUGAUGUCCCUAUUUUUAACCUCUCAUCCGUGCAUAUCAGCUCUUAAUCUGUUUAUUAUAGAAACAUGAAAUCUAAUAAAAGUUUGGAACAAUA
This is a messenger RNA of Thunnus maccoyii (southern bluefin tuna), 5637 nucleotides long. RefSeq names its product sodium channel, voltage-gated, type IV, beta b (gene scn4bb). Gene Ontology annotation, molecular function: transmembrane transporter binding; sodium channel regulator activity. The record is from RefSeq and is a predicted model, not a curated record. Gene Ontology annotation, biological process: regulation of sodium ion transmembrane transporter activity; cardiac muscle cell action potential involved in contraction; regulation of ventricular cardiac muscle cell membrane repolarization. Lineage: Eukaryota; Metazoa; Chordata; Actinopteri; Scombriformes; Scombridae. Gene Ontology annotation, cellular component: voltage-gated sodium channel complex; membrane. The transcript has 6 exons. Bases 536 to 1240 code for a protein of 234 amino acids.